Rhododendron vialii is the source of this 981-nucleotide messenger RNA. RefSeq lists its product as uncharacterized. Lineage: Eukaryota; Viridiplantae; Streptophyta; Magnoliopsida; Ericales; Ericaceae. Bases 1 to 981 code for a protein of 326 amino acids. Gene Ontology annotation, molecular function: zinc ion binding. The record is from RefSeq and is a predicted model, not a curated record. The transcript has a single exon.
AUGUCCACUCGUCCUAUUACCUUUAUUACUGAUCGUAAUGCAGGUCUUGUAAACAACAUUCCUGUUAUGUUUUCCGGUUGUCAUCAUGCAUACUGUCUCUAUCACAUACAGUUUAACUUGAAGGAUCACUUCCCGGGACGGUUUAGAAAAGGUUUUCAGAACAGGCUCGUUGAAUUGUUCAACAAAUGUGCAUAUGCUUCAUCGGUGUCGGUUUACAAAGCUGCUGAGGAAGAUUUUUACCAAUUUGGCGGAGAUAAAGCUAGGACCUUUAUUGCGAGUGUCCCUAAAGAGCAUUGGAGUAACGCGUAUUUCGAAGGUCAACGGUAUGGUGAGAUGAGCUCUAGUGCUGUGGAGUCGUUUAAUAAUUGGAUUCUUAAAGCUCGGGAAAUGCCUGUAUUUUAUUUAGUUGAUGAGCUUCGUCGCAAAAUUAUGAGGCAAAUGGCUGCUAGGAGAGUAAAGUCGAUGAAAUGGAAUUCAGUGAUUUGUCCGAAGAUGGAUAAGAAGUUAGCUCACUUUAUCAAGAAAGGAAGGUCGUGGAGGAUCAUUAUGUCAAAGGGUGGGUUGUACGAGGUACGCUGUCGUAUCCCAAAGGUAGUAUCUGUUGAGGAAAGGACCUGCUCUUGUGGUAAUUGGCAAUCUACCGGUUUCAUGUGUAGGCAUGCUGCAACAGUUAUUAUAAAAGCUUGUGGAGGGGAAGGAAAUUUGGUGGACCAUAUGGAUCCGUUUUACCUUGUUGAUGCGUAUCAGCGUACAUAUGAAGAACCUAUAUAUCCGGUUGUAGAGAGUGACAUUCCUGAUUUUACGAAAGAAGGUGACCGGGUUAUAAACCCUCCACGGAAUAGGCGGCCAACGGGUAGGCCCAAAGUUAAACGCAUUCGUUCAAGGGGUGAAGAGUCAUAUACCAGGCCUAAUAAAUGUGGGAGGUGCCACAAGGCCACAAAGCACAAUCGAAGAACAUGCAAAGAGCCAAGCGAUAUAUGA